This is a messenger RNA of Miscanthus lutarioriparius, 1455 nucleotides long. The record is from the annotation of a GenBank genome assembly. NCBI's taxonomy places the organism in Eukaryota, Viridiplantae, Streptophyta, Magnoliopsida, Poales, Poaceae.
AUGGCAACCAUACUUGAUCCUAUUGUUGGAUCAUGUGCCAAGAAGUUGCAAGAUAUAAUAACAGAGAAGGCUGUUGUGAUUCUAGGGGUAAAAGAAGAGCUCAGACAAAUGCAGAGAAGAAUGAAACACCUACAAUGCUUCCUUGAUGACGCUGAGCAACGAAGGACAGAAGAGUCUGCAGUUUACAACUGGCUUGGAGAUCUGAAAGAUGCAAUGUAUGAAGCCGAUGAUAUAAUAGAUUUGGCUAGAUUAGAAGGAAUCAAACUGCUAGCAGACCGUCCAUCAUCAUCUAAAAACAUUGCUUCAUGUACAGGCUUCUCAUUUCUAUCUUGCAUUCCUAAUAUUCAAAGACGUCAUGCAAUUGCCGUUCGAAUAAAAAAUUUCAAUGUUGAACUUGAGAAGAUUUCAAAACUGGGUGAAAGAUUUUUGAUGCUGAAGAAUAUGCAACCUAAAGAAGAGAAUUCAGUAGUGAGGCAGGUGAAAACUUGUGAGCUUGUGGAGCCUAACCUCGUGGGAAAGGAAACUUUUGUUGCUUGCACAAGAUUGGUGGAACUGAUUCUAGCACAUAAAGAAAAUAAGUCAUACAAGAUUGGCAUUGUUGGAACAGGAGGUGUUGGAAAAACAACUUUGGCCCAAAUAGUAUACAACCACCAAAAAAUAAAAGGCACUUUUAGCAUGCAAGUGUGGAUUUGUGUUUCUAAAGAGUACUCUGAAGACACUCUUUUGAAAGAGGUUCUUCGAAAUAUUGGUGUAGACUAUAAGCAAGAUGAAACUGUUGGAGAACUUAGUAUAAAGCUUGCGACAGCAGUUCAAAAUAGAAGUGUAUUUAUUGUGCUAGAUGACAUAUGGAAACAUGCUGCAUGGACUAAUCUACUAAGAACUCCAUUAAACACUUCAUCUACAACAAUAGUUCUUGUGACUACACGUAAUGAUAUUGUGGCACCAGCAAUUGGUGUGCAGGAUGUUCAUCGAGUAGAAUUGAUGUCUAGUGACACAGGAUGGGAGUUGCUGUGGAAAAGUAUGAACAUUAAUGAAGAGACUGAAGUGGCAAACCUAAGGGGUCUGGGGAAUGAGAUUAUCCGUAUGUGUGGUGGCCUUCCCCUUGCAAUCAAGGUUACUGCUAGUGUUCUAGCAACCAAAGAGAAAACUGAGAACCAGUGGAGAAAACUUAUAAACAGAAGUGCUUGGUCCAUGAGCAAAGUUCCCAUUGAGCUAAGGAGGGCAUUGUAUUUGAGUUAUGACGACCUUCCAGGGCAUUUGAAGCAAUGCUUUCUAUUUUGUUCAUUAUAUCCAGAAGAUAGUAACAUGCAUCGUGAUGAUCUUAUAAAGUUUUGGGUUGCUGAAGGUUUUGUACAGGAGCAAGGCGAGCAACUUCUUGAGGAUAUAGCUGAUGAAUAUUACAAUGAAUUGAUAUACAGGAAUCUCCUUCAUCCAGACCCCCGAUAUGCUGACUAA